Condylostylus longicornis is the source of this 1959-nucleotide messenger RNA. It is a transcript of the gene hebe, whose product is annotated as probable serine/threonine-protein kinase cdc7. The record is from RefSeq and is a predicted model, not a curated record. The coding region runs from base 238 to 1713 and encodes 491 amino acids. NCBI's taxonomy places the organism in Eukaryota, Metazoa, Arthropoda, Insecta, Diptera, Dolichopodidae. The transcript is spliced from 2 exons.
UUCUAAAAGAAGCAUUAAAAUUAAAAAAAUAAAAUAAAAUGUUUAGAGAAGAGGACAUGGACUAUAAAUAUAAAAAAAAAAUAAGAAAAUAAAAGAAAUAAAAUAAAAUAUAUAAAUAAAAAUAAAAUGUAGGUAUGUAGUAUGUGAAAAAGGACAUUUGAAACAAGGUUAUAUAAAGUAGAAGCAGGCUUGACAUUCAUUCAAUGGCAUCUACAUGGGUUCAAUCGUAACAUCAGAAUGUCAACUACGGAUAAUAAAAUCAAAAUACAAUUAAGACCAACUUUACCAGGUUCAGGUCCAGGUAUAAUAAAUCGACCUGAUAAAAAUCCAUCACCAUCAAAAUUAAUGAUAAAUCAUGGUAAACCAAAUUAUACAAUUAAUCGUACCACCAAUACACUAAGUCCAAAAAAUAAACCAUCAACCACCGAAACAGUAACAUCACCGUCAUUAGCAUUCCCAUUAAAACCAACAAACAAUCCAUUAUCACCGGUACCAUCAACAGCAUCAGUAGGAGCAACAUCUUCAACAACAAAUCAAAUUGAAAAAGUCAUUUUAAAACAUGUACCCUCAACAAUAAAUGUCAAUUCAAAUUCGGAACCAAUAACAUAUUCAAAUAAACCAUCAGUUGUUUCACCAGUUAAUUCAUUUGUUUCACCUGGAAUAUCAUCAAAAGCAGCUGCAACAUCAUUUGGUGUUAAAUUAAAACAAUGUAAUAAUAAGAAAAAUAUUCAAAAUGGUGAUAUUCCGACAACAAAUGGUCGAGAUCAAAAUCAAAGUGAUGAACCAGAAUUUGUUAGAAGACAAAAACAAAUAUUUGAAAAAUUACAACUGAGGGAGCAGCAGCAACAACAACAACAACAGCAUCAUCAAGUAGAAACAAAUACAAUAACCACCAAAACUGAAAUAAAUUCUUCAAAUGAUUCAAUUAAUAAUGAUAAUAAUUACCAACAAAAUGGACAUAGUAACACAUUAAACAAUAAUUCAUCAAUAAAACAAACUAAUGGUUAUCAUAGCCAGGAGAAAACAACAACAAUAAUUGAUAGUCAUGUUAAAAAUGUUACAAAUCGUUUGGAAAAUGUUUCAUCAACAAUAAAUUCUAAUAUUAAUAAUUCAAAUAUAAUUGAUCAACAAAAGAGUUCUUCACAACAACAAAAUAAUAGUUUUAAAUUACCACCGGGUGCAAUAUGUGGUAAACCAGCUAUACCAGGUAAACCAGCAAAUUUACAAAUACCACCAUCAGCUGCUAGAUAUCAACAACAAAAUAAUUUAUUAAAAAAUCAAAAUAAUUCAAUAAAUUCUAAUAAUGAUUUGUCAACAACAGUAACAAGUAAUACCGAAACAACAACAACAACAGCAACUACACAAAAACCAAUAACACCGACUGUUAAUGAAAAUAAUUUUGUUGAUAAUUCAAUUGGUGUUAAUUUUGAGCAAAAAACUAUUGUAUCAUUUUCAAAAGAUUUAUCAACGGAACCAAAUCGUUAUCCAGAUACUGUUAAAAUAACAAAAACAAUUAGUAAUGGUAAUGGAAUUAAUAAGAGUAAUGAUACUAUUAAUUUCAAUGAAGAUGAUGUUGAUGAUGAUGAUGAAGGCCUUAAAGAAUUUAUUGCAAUUGAAAAAACAUCAAAAUUAGCUGAAGAAAUGGCACAAAUAAAAUUUGAUAUUAAAACUGAUGAAGAAGAUGUUACCAUAACACCAGUUGUAAUACGAUAAAUGAAGAAAACAAAAAAAAAACAUAGAAAAAAUCAUAGAAAAAAAAAAACGUAUUCAAAUUCUAUUUAAAAUCAAAAAUGAAAAUAUUUACGAAAAACGACUCCUUUUAACUUAUAAAAUAAAUCCUUAUAUAUUCAUGUACAUGUAUAUGCAUAAAUAUGUAUUUGUUAUUUUCAUUUUAUACUUAUACAUUUAUAUUUAUAACAGAGAGUUGUGAUGGUGUUUAAAUCCUGUGGUUAAUUAAAC